This is a messenger RNA of Symbiodinium necroappetens, 5247 nucleotides long. Lineage: Eukaryota; Dinophyceae; Suessiales; Symbiodiniaceae. The record is from the annotation of a GenBank genome assembly.
AUGCAAAAGUUUGUUGGCAGCAAUCAAUGGAUUGACUCUUAUUCGGUCAAGGCUUUGACACCAAUUUUGCGCCCGAGCGACGAGGUCAUCGUCUUCCCGUUGGGUAUCAAUCCCGGAGACCUUUUGGCGGUGCGGGUCUUGACCUCGAGACCGCAGCUGGUGAACGUGACUGACCCUGUGGGCAAAGUGACGCAGUUCCCGGCCCCGCCGGGAAUAAUAAUGGCAGCACAAAAUGGUGUGAUGACAUCGAUGGCUUUCAAGUGCAGCACCGAGGAGAAAGCCAGGGAUGAACAGAGCACUCCAUUCUUCUACCCUGAUUUCAACGACAGCCACUGGCCUGCUGCAUCGGAGCAACAAGAAGGCUGCUGCCCUUGGCGGGAUCCUUUCGACAUCUGGGGCCGCCUCAAUGCCAAGUGGAUUGGCCUCAACCCUGCCACCUUCGUGAACAUUUCUGGGCCUCGCAACUUCAACUGCCGCUACCGGAUCCCAGGAGACACUGUACCGGUGAAUUUGCCAGCUGCUGAAGUCGCCCGAGCAAAUACCGAUGUCCCGAUGUUGAACGUGUCUUCCGUCGAGCUGUCAACCUCCGUGACGAAGAUGACGAUCACCGUGGAUCGAAAUGCAGAUGCAUAUUGUGGCAUCAUUGAUGCGCGAUAUCAGCUUCGCUCCCCGACUCACAAUGAGCUAAAGCGGUGGGGUGCAGGCUUGCUGGACUUAGCAGGGGAAAUGUAUGUCUUCUACCUGAUCGACGGUAUCGAGUUCACAUCUCGAGAGCUCGAUGCACCCGUGCUCUAUAGAGUUUCUGUCGAGGACGAGGAAGGCUGUGAAGCCCAAUGCCUCCUUUACGAUGAGUGCGUCGCCCUAGAGUACUACUCAGCAGGUAUACACACGCAGACAGGCACCAACUGCAAACUCAUCAACGGCACCUACAACUCUUCUUUUAGGCAGGACCCCUCUUUGCUGGCAAGCUUCAUCCAAAAGUACAGAGUUUUGAUUCGGCCGCCCCACACUCUGACCGUCAGUGGCUUGCUUUUCCCUGCUACGGUCUACAACGUUUACUGCUCCGUCGAAGAUCCCGCGACCGGGAACCACUCCACAUGGACGAUGAUCUCUACGCAAGUUUUUUCAGGCCGAUCGGAAGGCUGCUUCGAUUGCGGAAACACUUUGCCUCCCAGCAUCUACGUUCGAGGUGGAUGGGCUGGGACGGAAAGCAUUGGCGUUGUGGUUGGUGCCAGUGCAACAGGCCGUCUGUUCUGCAGUGCUUUUGAGCAGAAUGUCAGCUUUCCCCCCACCAUCUCACCUGCAACGGUCCGGGCCCCAAACUAUUUCGGCAUUCUGACAUCCACAUCGAAUUCGAUUGCCAUCACGAUCGCAAAUCUUCAGCCGACAACACCUCAUAUCGUGGCUUGCAUGGCCGAGUCAGACACCGGGGCCGAGAGCACCCAAGGCCAAGUGGACCUUACAAGGCGCGAGAUUUCCACCGAGGAAGUUCCCGUCACGAUCAGCUCCAUGAGAAUCACGCGCGAGGCCGAAUUACUUGGUGACACCAUCUCAGUGACGACUCAGCUGAUAGACGUGGGGUAUCUUUGGUGCGGAAACUUCCUGUCUGCGAAUGCACGCCAACUUGGUGUGCCGGCGGCGGCUGUGCUGCAGGAAACGGCGGCAAGAACAAAGGUAAUCACCAUCCAGGAUGUGUCGGCCGUCUCGUUCCCCGAACUCGACCGGAACACAUCGUACGAGGUCUGGUGCACUGCGGAGUUCAAUGACUUUCAGAACGAUGAGGGAGGGCAGGAGCUGCUGGUGCCUUUCCCCAUCAGCACGGUCAUGAGUAUCACAACAUCGUACUACACGGCUGCAAUCCUGGUGCGCCUGAGCAAGGGGCCGGCGGACGUCUACUGCGAGGCCAUUCCCUGGGCACUUCGACCGACGACGCAGCGCCCGGCACAGCCUGCAAGGGCGCAACUCAUGGCUUCGCCCUACCGGACCACAUACUUUGAAGCCGAGCCUGGCGGUCUCGUCUCGAUCACCAUUCUCGAGCUCACGCCGGGCAGGAAUUACGACGUAUAUUGUUACUCAGAGACGUAUUUGCCGCCGUCAGAGACCGGUGUGGACACGGCACCGCGUUUCGGCAUGGAUGCCGAGUCCAUCCUCAACACACGAACGAGGUUCAUAACCGAAGGUCCCUUCUUCGAUGAUUUGGGCUGGUCCUGCGUGUCCGGAUACACUUGUAAUGUCACUGGUCUGCUGGGGCAGCGGCUGACGGCUGGAGACGGACUAUUGGUGCGAGCAGACGGAUGCCCGGAGAGGUGUCGAUGCAACGGCGUAGCGGACCCACUGAGCAAGGGCGCUAUGUGCUCGGAGAUCUCGCAGGACCCAACAGUGCAGGCAGGGGUUGGCAUCGCCGAUGCACGUGAUCCUUUGGGUGCCUGGUGCUAUGUGGACCCGGGGCUAUGCGAUGACGAGAUGGCCUCUGCAGUGUUUCCCGACCUCAUGAUUUCUUACGAAGUCUGCACGUACCGUAUGCAGGCUGGAACGGGGGCUGGAGUCGCUGGCUUCCCAAAUGGCGGCCUGGCCACAAACUUGCUGGAUGGCGCAGCCUUCAGCUUCGGCGAAGACUUGGUGAUUGCUUUCGGUGCCACCUACGACCUCUGCUGGUGCAACGGCACCGAGACGUCCUGUAUCAGCGAGGCCGAUUUUUCGGUGCGCAUCGGACCUCUGCACUUCAGCGGGCCGACGGUACAACAGUCUGAAAGGGAAAUCCGCUGUAUCGCGGGGAUGCCAUGCCACAUCCCAAACUUCCAGGGCCAAGCCAUCGAGGAAGGUUCUCGCCUUGUGGUGCUGCCUGACGAUCCCGCCGGCUGCAGAUGGCAGCGGGCCAGCCUGGCUGAUCCGCCAGGCCUGUUGGAUUUCCCCAACUCUGGCGUGUCAGAUCCCUACGACAAGGAUCGUCGCCAGUACGAUUUCAUGGGCGUGCCGCUGAUUGCUCCAGGGGGACGCUACAACUUAUGCUGGUGUGGUCCACGAGCAGUAGGAACCAUUUUGGUCCCUGGCAAAGACUACCGACAGCCAGACGGCAUCAUUCCACCACCUUGUCCACCCGUCCGAGACGAGGACGGUGGGAAGUUUCUUUCCCCAGCUGGACAUCUCAUAGUUGUGGGCCCGCGGGGACAGGAAGACUCCUUAUGCCGACUUGGGGUGGACUGCAUCAUCCCGCGGAUUGUUGGCACAGGUUUACAAGGUGGAGACCGCGUGUUGGCGCUGAAGGUUUGUGGUGAAGCAGCCCACCCUCCAGUUGGCUGGCGUCAAGGCGCGGAGACGCUCGGGCCACCCUGGAUGAGUGCAGGGUGGAUGACGCAUGGGCCGGCUCUCUCGGAGUUGAUGCUGACAGAGUUCGGUGCACCCGGCGCUCCCAAUCGGCCUGGCAUGAAUGACACGAAUCGCGGUGUCUAUGGCUUUCCCAACUUCGGCAUGUCGCGACCGUCAUCCAAGGCUGGCUAUGCAGACUGGGGCGGCCCGACGUGGUCCUUCGCAGGCACCUACUUGCUGUGCUGGUGUGGUGCCGACUCCACUCUGCAAGGUUGCCACUCGCCAGAAGACUUCCUGGUUCCGAUCGGGCGGCUGAUCAUCUCGGGACCUGCGGUUCUUCCUUUGGCUGGACAGCGCUACCGCUGUGUUCGGAUGCGGCAGUGCGAGAUCGAGAAUUUCCAAGGUACCAUGCCGCCGGCCUCGCAGCUCGCGGUCGCGUCAGGAGAAUGCGGAACCGAAAGCCCUGUAGGCAUGCCUCGCUAUGGGCAGUCGAUUCCUUCAGCAGAUGGCUCCCACUUUGUAUGGGGCCCGGAGCGUGUGACGGCAAACCCCGGCGUCUAUCGACUCUGCUGGUGCAGCGAAGGGCAGAACUGCAUCCUUCCGACGCAUUUUAUGGCCUAUGCAGGAAUCUUGCAGGUGAAAUGGCCAACGUUCUCGCCGGACCUCUUCUUCUGCGAACUCGGGCGCCUUUGCAACAUCUCGGGGGUCCAAGGCGAAGGCCUCAGCAAUAACGACAAGGUGAUGUUGCUGACCAAGUGCGGCGAGGGGCUCGAGGAGGCUACGACAUUCAUGGAAGGCUCGAUGUCCAUCGCAACGUACGAGGACGGCGGGAAGUUCCUCCUGCCCGCAUCGGUGCAGUCUGGUACGUACCUGGUUUGCUGGUGCGCAGCCGAGAACACAUGCCAGUAUCCACGGGACUUCACCGUGCGGCUGGGUCGCUUGGAGCUUGGCGGCCCAGUCCCAGACUUUGUCUACCGCUGCUUCGAGUGGCAACCCUGCGAGAUCCGGGACCUGGAGGGCACAACCCUGCAGGAUGGGGACAGGCUCUUGGCAGUCCCAGAUGGCACCGACUGCAAAGCUGCUAGUCUGACGCCUCAAACGGGCUUCCCCCGCAACGGCGUGACCCUGCCAGCGACCAAUGGAGGUCGCUCCUUCUCCUGGGGCCCGGGUCUGAUGCGUGCAGCCCCGGGACACUACAUGCUAUGCUGGUGUGGCAACGUCACUGCCGGAAGCUGUGGCGAGGAUGGGCCAUUCACUGUUCCUGCUGGCGUCAUCCGCGUGGCCACGAGCCGCGAGUUUCAGUUCGUGAACCGGCCAGAGGAGAACCCGGAACGGAGCUGGGACUCCGAGCUGAGUCUGCUACUGGCCGUGCCGCUGCCAGCUCUAUUCUUCGGGGCUAUCUGCCUCGGCGUGUCAAGGGUACGGGGCAGGAGGCAGGUGCGCGACGAGCCCGAGGCCCCGCCGGUCGACAUGUCGCGGCCAAACCCUACGGUGGACGAGGCUCGCAUGAAGAGCAUGCUGGCAUUGGAUGCAAAGGAAGUGGCAGACAGCAGGAAUGACAUCGGCAAGCUCCUGGAGAAGUCGCGACAGCAUGUCGACCAAAAGCACUCCCUGCUUGCUCUGUAUGGCCUGUACCGGCGAAAUGACGAGGCAACCAACGAGAAGGCCAAUGCACAGAAAAAGGCAGAAAAAGCAGCCGCACCGAAGCCCAAGAAGCUGGAACGGCAAGGAACAGGACUCAGCAGAAGUUCGGCUAACAGCUCUUACCCGAGUUCAACGGGGAUCCGUUCUGAAGUAAGCGAGUUUUCCUUGCGCUCGUCGGCAACUUCCAAGCAGCCGGUCAGUCAGGUGCCAUUGCCUCCUCGCCUCAAUGCAGCAGACUUUCGUACACCAGCGAUCGCUGCUGCGGCGGGCCUAGAUCUAUCUGUCGAGGAUGCAUGA